Molecule: messenger RNA, 2622 nt
Organism: Arachis stenosperma
Lineage: Eukaryota; Viridiplantae; Streptophyta; Magnoliopsida; Fabales; Fabaceae
Exons: 5
Coding region: 1-2622 (873 amino acids)
Source: RefSeq, a predicted model, not a curated record
AUGGAUGAUAUAGACCAAUCAGAAAUAUAUGAUCCUUCGAUAAAUUCAUUCAGUCAAGUUGGUUCUGUUAUUGAUCAUCCUCUGUUCUUGCAAAGUGAGAUACAAGGUUGCCUUGAUGUUGGUGACCCUAACUAUGAAUGUUCAAUUUGUGGCGCGUGUUUCUGGUUAUUAGAACGUGUUGAAAGAGAGUCUACAGUUAAUCGUCCUGUUUUUACUGUUUGUUGCUCAAAGGGAAAAAUCCAGUUACCUUAUCUUCAAAAGCCCCCAGAUCUGUUAUAUGAUUUGAUCAAUGGACAUGAUAGGAAGAGUUUGUAUUUCCAAAAAAAUAUUCGAUCUUAUAACAGUAUGUUUGCCUUCACGUCUCUUGGCGGUAAGGUAAUGGAUUCUGUGAAUGAUGGGAGGGGUCCACCACAGUUUAUAAUAAGUGGUCAAAAUUAUCAUCGGAUUGGAAGUUUGCUCCCAGUUGCUGGUGAGAAGCCCAAAUUUGCACAGUUAUACGUAUACGACACUCAACAUGAGAUAAUGCAUAGGCAGCGAAUUUUUGGGCAAACAUCUGAGAUAGAUAAAGAGUUGAUAACUGAGUUGUUGCAAAUGAUCGAUACUCAUAAUGUCAUAGCACAGUCUUUUCGAAGAGUUAGAGAAUUAUAUGAGUGUCAUCCAUCUGAGAUUUUCUCAUUGAAGUUGUAUUCGCAACGGAACGUUGAUCGAAGAAUGUACAGUGCUCCCUCUUGCGAUGAAGUUGCUGCUUUGAUUGUUGGAGAUUUUGAUUCGUCGGACCAUGGUCGUGACAUUAUUGUUCGAUCUACUGGUGGUCGGUUGCAACGUAUAUAUGAAACUCAUGCUCUGUAUUGGCCCUUACAGUAUCCUCUGUUGUUUCCGUAUGGCGAGGAUGGUUAUCAGCCUAACAUUGGUUAUCGUGGUCAACAGCUCGGAUAUGUUCCUGGAAGGAGAACAAGAGUUUCCCUCAGGGAAUUCAUAUGUUUUCGUCUCCAGAUUAGGGAGCACGAAGAUGGAAUUAUUCACAAGUCUAGGCGGUUGUUUCAACAAUUUGUUGUUGAUUGUUUCACGAUGAUUGAGUCGCAGAGGUUGUAUGAGAUUAGAAUGAAGCAAAGUACAAUUAGAGGAGAAGUCCUUCAAGGAAUAGAGGAGGCUAUGCGUCGUGGCGAUGAUGAGGCUUCUUCAAUUGGGACACGAAUCAUUUUGCCUUCCUCAUUCACUGGUGGUAGACGUUACAUGUUUAACCGUUGUCAGGAUGCCAUGGCGAUUUGCAAACAUUUUGGGUAUCCAGAUUUGUUCCUCACUAUUACGUGUAAUCCAAAUUGGCCUGAGUUUCAGCGGUUCACGGAGCGGGAGCGAAUUCCGAUUGCUGAUCGUCCUGAUAUCUCUUGUCGUGUCUUUCAUGCCAAGUUGAAGUGCCUCCUUAAUGAUCUCAAGGAAGGUGUGUUUUUUGGUCCACUUAAUGCAGGUAUGUAUACUAUUGAGUUUCAAAAAAGGGGUCUACCGCAUGCACACAUGCUACUGUGGCUUAAUGCGGAAAGCAACUUACAAAGUGUUGAAAUUGUUGAUGAAUUCAUCUGUGCCGAGCUACCCAAUCCCCAGAAAUUUCCAUCUCUUUAUAAUGUUGUCACCAAGUACAUGAUCCAUGGUCCCUGUGGUCCACUUAGACCGAGUUCUCCUUGCAUGAAAGAUGUGAAGAUCAAUGAUGUCGAUAUCGACAAUAGAUUUGUUGUGCCCUAUAAUCCACUGUUGUUAAUGAAAUACCAAGCUCACAUAAAUCUCGAGUUCUGUAACAAGUCAAACGUUAUCAAGUAUCUAUUUAAAUAUGUUAACAAGGGUCCAGAUCGGGUGACCGCAACUGUUGGAGAGAGAUAUGAUGUUGGUCAAUCUUCUCAAGUGGUUGAUGAGAUCAAACAGUAUUAUGAUUGUCGUUAUUUGUCACCGUCUGAAUCCAUGUGGAGAAUUUUUGCUUAUGAUAUUCAUCAAAGAUGGCCGUCGGUACAGAGGUUGACUUUUCACUUGCCCAACCAGCAACAUGUUGUAUUCGAUGAUGCUGACAUCACUACUCAUGUUUAUUUGCGCAAUAAAGAUUUGUUGACGAUGUUUACGGGUUGGAUGAUGGCCAACAGGCGGUUCUCGGAGGGGCGGUCUCUAACAUAUGUUGAAUAUCCAGGCAAAUUUGUCUAUUGUUUGAGGAGUAGGGAGUGGAAGCCAAGACAAAGGGGAUUUUCAAUUGGAAGAUUGAGUUUUGCUCAUCCUUCAUCUGGUGAACUUUUCUACAUGCGGAUGCUUUUGAAUGUCCAGAGAGGUUGUACUAGCUUUCGAAGUAUAAGAACCGUGAAUGGUGUUACAUAUGAUACAUUUCAAGAGGCAUGUUCCGCUAUGGGAUUCUUGAUAGAUGAUAAUGAGUAUGUUUCUGCUAUUAAAGAAGUCGCUGAGUUAGCGUCGGCUGCGCAGCUAAGGAGGCUUUUUGUGAUGUUGCUGUUAUCUGGUUCCAUGGGAAGACCUCUGUUAGUUUGGGAGCAAACUUGGACUUAUUUGUCUGAUGAUAUUCUUUACCGUAGAAGACACGAGCUGCGAUAUCCUGGUAAGAUUUUUGUUUGUUGUGAAUUUAUUACAAGAUAG